AAGAAGGAGUGCGCGGCCGAGCACUCUGUCAGUUGCAGCCACCAUGUCACGCUCGCGGGUUCUCUCCUCCCCGAUGGCCGCCACCGCCGCCGUGGUCGCCGUGGUGCUCCUCCUGGCCGCGCCCGCCUGCUGGGGAGCGCCCGCGACGGACGCGGCCGACAAGGCCCUCGUCGGCGAGAAGCAGGCCGCGCUGUACGAGGCCGCCGACACCACCGGGCCUGUCGGCAACAGGAAAGACCGACAGAAGAAGCAAACCACCACCGUCUGCAUCCAGGUGGCUCCAGUCCAACCGGGCGGCUCGCCGGCGGUGCUCUGCGGUGACAGGACACAGAUCGCAGAGGAGCAGAGACGGCUCCAGCAGACGCCCGUGUACCAAGUGCAGCAGCCCCAGCACGGCUACUAUGGCUCCCCGCACGUCGUCCAGAUCGUGCCGGCGACCGACACCCUGACCGUCAACGCCCCGGGCCAGCCAGUGCUCCAGCGCACCCAGAGCAUCGUCAUCAACCCCGGCUUCUCGUCGCCCUCGGACACCUUCAGCAUCUACGCCAAUAACCCGUUCAUGCGCAGCGCCGACUCUGGCGUGCCUGCCAGCGGCCCCGCCCCCGCGGCCGCGCCCGCCCCCGCCGCGUCGGCCCCUGCGGCCGCCCCCGCCGAGUCUGCCCCCGUUUCGUCCGCCCCCGUUGCGUCCGCCCCCGCGGCUGCCAAAACGCUGGCUCCUGCACCACCGAGCCAGGCCGUGAGAGACAUCUUCGCCAACCCCAGCAACGCCCCUGCACCCGCUGCCGCCCCUAAGGCUGCUCCUGCGGCCGCCCCCGCCUCAGCCGCUCCCGCCGCCCCCGCUGACCCCGCUGACCCUGCUGCUGCCGCUGCCACCGCUCCGGCCGCUGCCCCUGCCGCUCACCAGACCCAGGCGCGUUCCUUCGGUGACCAGGAGAUCAUUGUGUCUUCCCAGCAGGGCGGACUCCACCGGCCCUACGGCCCCUACAGCUCCGGGACCCAGCAGGUGUCGGUGAUCCAGCAACAGGACCCUUACCUUCACCGCGGCUCACAGGUGGACAUUAUCACCAAUUCCGGUAUGGGAGGCAUGGGCGGUGGCUUCCUCCACUCUGGCCCACCCAUGAUCGGCGGCAUGAACUACCGUGCUGCCGAGUCCGCCGACUUCGCUCCGUCGGCGCCGCCAGCCCCUGAAUCGUCUCAGAAACAGCAGCAGGCCAGGACUGCGCUGCUGCAGCCCAUCGUGAUGAAGAAGGACCUCGUGAUCCCCGCGGUCGGCGCCGCCUCCUUCGGCGCCGCCGCCUACGCCCCCGUCUCCCUCGCCCCCGUGCGUACCCAGUUCAUCGCCCCCGUCAGCGCCAGCUCUGGGCUUGUCAACCUGGCCGCCUACGCAGCACCCACUGCUCAGCGGCAGGAGGUUGGCGUCAGCGGAAUAGCCACGAUCCCCGUCGGCGGCGGAGCUACCGUCCCCGUCACCCUCAACUGUGACCUCAGCACCUUGGCCCUCAGGGGACUGCCUCAGCAACCUCAGGCCAAUGGCGCCCCGGUGCCGGUGACCGCCGAGGCCUCCGCCAGAGCCGCGCACGAGAAGCAGAUCGAAGACCUCACCAACCUCGUCAAGGAGAUGCGGGCUCGCGCCAGCCAGGACCAGUCCGCCGCCGCCCCGAGCCUGCAGGCCCUCGCGCAGGAGGCGGACAAGGCGCGCGCCGCGGUGGAGGCACAGACCGAGUCCAAGACCGCGCCCAGCGCCCCGCCGGCGAGCCUGCAGGACAUGACCCCCGGACAGCUCCAGGACCGCAUGCGCAGCGCGGGUCAGGCCCGCUACUUCCCCGACCCCAGCCCCAUCCACUCGUCGUCCGUGGUCGUGGGCAUGUCGCCGGGCAUGCAGAUCGGCCGCAAGCAGACGACCGUCAUCAGUAGCGGCGGCGGCGCGGGCCAGCAGAACUACUUCCCCGAGUCUAGGCCCAUCUCGUCAUCCGUGGUCCUGGGCACGUCGCCGGGCAUGCAGAUGGGCCGCCAGCAGACCACCGUCAUCAGUAGCAGCAGCAGGAACAGCGACAUGGACGCGGGCUUGGGCAUGGGCGGUAUGGGCAUGGGCAUGGGCAUGGGUCCUGUCGGUGGUUUCGGCAUGGGCUCUCUAAAUCUUAACGGCCAGGGCUUCGGCCAGCAGGGCUUUGGCCAGGGCAUCAAUGGAGCAGGUUUCGGCGUCGGCGGUCCAGGGCGCCUUGGCAGCAUGAGCACCUUCGGCGGCUUCGGCACGGGUCAAUCGGGUAACUACGGUUCCUACCGAGAGGCUGGUCCUCAGCAGCCUCAGCAGGCUCAGCAGUCUCAGCAGUCUCAGCAGUCUCAGAAGCCCCAGCAAGCUCAACAGUCUCAGCAUGAACAGUUGGCGGCCAGGGCGGCCGAAGCAGAGGCGUAUAUGAAGCAGAUCAAACAGGCGCAGGACGCCCUGGUCGCCCAGCUCACAUCCAGAGCGACGGCGCCUCAGCAGCCCCAGCCUUCUCAGCCUUCUCAGCAGCCCCAGCAGCCUCAGCAGCCUCAGGAGUCUCAGCAGACACUGGCGGCCAGGCAGGCCGAGCAAAAGGCUAACCUGGAUAGAAUGCGUAAAGUGCAGGCCGAACAACUCAGCUCUGGCAGCUACGGCAGGGCGUCGCAGGGUCCGUCUCAGCCCCUCGUCUCCCAGCUCACCUCCGGCAACACCGGCGCCCCCAGCUCCGUGACGUCACAGCCUCAGGGUCAGCUCGACAAGCCCAGGGCCAGCUCCGAGGAACAGAUCAUCCAGCCCGCCGACGGCGCGCCCAGGUCCAUGACACAGCAGGAGCUUUUGCAGCACCUGCGCGAGGCCGAGGAGGACCUCCAGAGGGCGCGAGCGGCCACCCUGCCCCGGGAGGAGCCCCAGCAGCAGGCCACGACGGCGACACUCAGCACGCCGACCAGCACGUCUGCCGACAGCUUCCCACCCACCCCCGGCUACAGGCUCUUGUCUGCCAGGGAGAAGGAGGCCUUCACCAAUGCCCCACGAUACUUGUCCGCCCCUCUGUAAUUCAUCAACGUCCCAUUCAUAGUUUCCAAUAAUUUUUUUUUAUGUGUUAUUUUUUUAUUUUUUACAAACCGUCCGAUUAACAUUUUUUUUUACAUUUUGUGUUGAUGUUUUUGCUGUCAAUGAACGACGUGUGUUGACUGCCCAAUAAAAGUACAAACGUUGGACGAAACAAAUCUUGGUACAAAUGACUGAUGUCAAACCCAUUUGAAAUUCAAAUA
Molecule: messenger RNA, 3255 nt
Organism: Frankliniella occidentalis (western flower thrips)
Lineage: Eukaryota; Metazoa; Arthropoda; Insecta; Thysanoptera; Thripidae
Exons: 4
Coding region: 44-3037 (997 amino acids)
Source: RefSeq, a predicted model, not a curated record